Messenger RNA from Trematosphaeria pertusa, 1642 nucleotides. RefSeq lists its product as uncharacterized. The record is from RefSeq and is a predicted model, not a curated record. Lineage: Eukaryota; Fungi; Ascomycota; Dothideomycetes; Pleosporales; Trematosphaeriaceae. The coding region runs from base 121 to 1407 and encodes 428 amino acids. The transcript has 4 exons.
CUUUCAUAUUCGAGCACCGCAGUCGGCAUAGCAUGUUGUUACCAGAUCUGGUCCGUGUAUUCACACGAUUUCUUGGGUCCGUUAUAUAGCCAUUUCCCCCUUACUUCCAUCACUCAACUCAUGCCUCCUGACUUGCCAAUUCACCAAUAUAUGUUCUUGGGACCAGCUAAGAAGUCCCCAAAAGCCCCCAGAAAGUCUGGUCGGUCGACGAGUCCGAGAGCGGUAGAGCUGAGACGACUCCACAACAGAAUUUCCCAACGCAAGCACCGCUCGAAAGUCCGCCAGGCUCGCGAAAACGCCGAAGGGGAAUUUACAUCGACUCAACAGGCCGCAGAGGAGCCCCCGGACUCUCCACAGCACGCGACCGCAGAGGCCAGCGCGACUUCUACCAUUGGUCAUAUAGUCGUUCCGAGUCCCACGUCCACCUCUCCGCGCCCUGGCGCUAUGAUAAUGGCCGAAGAUCUGCUACAAUGCGACCCUCCGUGGCAGCACGUGGACUCACUGCUGAGCCUGCCCGCGGAAAACGAUAGCACCGUGUCACAGCAAGGCUUCACGCUCCAGAGCUUCAAGGUUAUGCACUGCACCUGCAACUCCACAGAUGGUCCAUGCUCGAGCCACCUAGAGAUUCUACGCGCCCAGAUAAUGGUCGAGUCGAACUCGUCUCUGCCGCCCAUGCCGCCACCGCUUUCUUCGACCCUAUCCAGCCCGUACAGCCGCUCGAUGAUGCCCCUCGGCGACAGCGCAUUCGCUUCCAGCAUGAGCGCAGACACAAGCCCACCCAGCGACCUCCCGCCCGCGACAUCCGAGCCGUCGUCGGCAAAAGCAAGACUGCGUGCUCCCAGCACCUCUUCUACAGCGGACAUGACACCACGCUUCAGCAUGGUGCUCGAAGCAAUACGCCAAGCUGGGUUCCAGGACUUUGAAGAAGUGGCUGUGGCCUAUUACACGUCGCGGUUUGAAUGGGGCAGCGUCCCCGCCAUGGUGCAGUGCGUCAGCCGCAGUCAUCGUCUGAAAGCUAUGCUGCACGAGCUGCAGCAGAGUAGUAGGCAGUGGCCGCGGUGGGAGUCUCGUGGGCUCCACGAGAGCGUUUCGGAAGCAGCAGUGUCGCUCUGUGUCGACGAUAUGGAGCGCGUGUCCCAGGCGCCAGGAGUCAGCCCAUCGCAAAGUGAGACGGCGAAUCUCAUCUCUGCGCUUGAGUGGCUGCUACGUGACCAGGGAUGCAACUCCCAGAGUUACUCGAGGACAACGGGUGAGUCAAGCUUGUCCGAACAGGUCGAGGCUGGCCCGGACUCGAUGCCACAUCUCUGGUCCUUGCUCACGGAAUUGGCCGGAGCACAGGGCCUCUACUGUGGUAGAAUUGCGCGUAUCCUGCUCGCUAUAAUACUGUUUGCUCGACGCGCACAGUGAAUUAUCUGUUUACGAGUUAGGAUGCAGUAAGUUUUUGGGAACUGAUUUGCUACAUGGAAUGUGAUUGCGUGCUUAGACGUCUAACAAGAUUAAAGGCAAAGAUAUGCGGCAUGAAUUUUCUAGAAGAAACAGAUGUCUUAUAUUGAGCUGAUGAAGGAAGCGUUCACUUCCACCCAUUCGCCUGCAAGGCCAGGAAUUGACGCUGAGCCGCGGGAACCGUAUUCUUCGACUCACC